GAACGUGUGUGGCCCUGGCCGGCGCCCCGCCAAGCAAGCAAGCGGUGGCUGCGGCCGGCGAGCGCGCGCCCGGCGGUGCGUGUGUGUGUGUGUGACAAGCGUCAGGUGACUCGGGUCACGCAGUCGCUCCCUCGCGCUCCCGGGGAGAACUGCCGCGCUCCGGCUGGCUCCUCCGGCAGCGGCGGCGGCGGGAGGGGGGGGCUGGGCGCCGCUGCAGCCCCCAGAGAACCAGGCUCGCCCGGGGAGGCGCGGGCGGUUCGGCCCACGCGGGACCCUGGAGCCGAGCGUGGGCGUGAUGAGCCAGGUGCUGGGCAAGCCUCAGCUGCAGGGUGAGGACGGCGGCGACGACGAGGAGGAGGAUGAGCUGGUGGGACUGGCGGGCUACGAGGACGGGCCCGGGUCCUCGGACGCCGAGCUGGACAGCGGGCCGGAGGAGGGAGUUCUGGACUUGAGCGACCCCUUCAGCACUGAGGUGAAGCCCAGGAUCCUGCUCAUGGGUCUCCGAAGGAGCGGCAAGUCGUCCAUACAGAAAGUUGUCUUUCACAAGAUGUCCCCGAGUGAGACCCUGUUCCUGGAAAGCACCAAUAAGAUCUGCAGGGAAGAUGUCUCCAACAGCUCCUUUGUCAACUUCCAGAUCUGGGACUUCCCAGGACAGAUUGACUUUUUUGACCCGACCUUUGACUACGAGAUGAUCUUCCGGGGCACAGGAGCGCUGAUCUUUGUCAUCGACUCCCAGGAUGACUAUAUGGAAGCGUUGGCCAGGCUCCACCUCACAGUGACCAGAGCCUACAAAGUGAACACUGACAUUAACUUCGAGGUGUUUAUUCAUAAAGUGGAUGGUCUGUCAGAUGAUCACAAAAUUGAAACCCAAAGAGACAUUCACCAGAGGGCCAACGAUGACCUUGCAGAUGCUGGCUUAGAAAAAAUUCACCUGAGCUUUUAUCUGACGAGCAUUUAUGACCAUUCAAUAUUUGAAGCCUUCAGUAAAGUGGUUCAGAAACUGAUCCCACAGCUCCCGACGCUGGAGAAUCUGCUGAACAUCUUUAUCUCAAAUUCCGGAAUUGAAAAGGCAUUUCUGUUUGACGUGGUCAGUAAGAUUUAUAUCGCAACUGACAGCACUCCCGUGGACAUGCAGACCUACGAGCUCUGCUGCGAUAUGAUCGACGUGGUGAUCGACAUCUCUUGUAUUUAUGGUCUCAAAGAAGAUGGAGCAGGAGCCCCGUAUGACAAGGAGUCCACAGCCAUUAUAAAGCUGAAUAACACAACGGUUCUUUAUUUAAAAGAGGUCACAAAGUUCUUGGCGCUCGUUUGCUUUGUCAGAGAGGAAAGCUUUGAAAGAAAAGGCCUUAUUGACUAUAAUUUUCACUGCUUCCGGAAGGCCAUCCAUGAGGUAUUCGAGGUGAGAAUGAAGAUGGUGAAAUCUCGAAAAGUCCAGAGUCGCUUACGGAAGAAGAAAGGAGCUACUCCUAACGGGACCCCUCGCAUGCUGCUGUAGGGGGGCUAUCAGGAGCCUGAGCCCACGCAUGUGAUGGGGGUGCUGAGCCACACUGGACCUCAGGAAGGAGGAGCCUACGACACGGACGUAGAUUUGUUCAGGACAAAGAAAGUACUCUCUUUUUAAAAUAAAAUGAGCUCUUCGAAGCAAAAACCUGUACAGUAACAAAGUGAGCCCACUCUAUCGCUGCAUAAAUAUAAACUUCCGUGUUGAUAAUCAGAAAACCCCCCUUGAGAACUGCCAGGAACUGUACAUACUUUGCACUUUUUCACAUUUUUCCUCUGGAGAGGAACUUUGAUAAGGACUUUUCUAAACUCUUUUUCUGUACUUGAUGUCAAGGGCGUGCAUACUAUGGUCCAUAUAUGGCCAUCGGAAAUUCAUCCAAAGUAAUACAUUGGUAAAGACUUUUUGUAAGUUGGGGAACCUUUGCUACCAAUUGUUAUGGGGGAAAUCAUUUUUCAGUGGAGCAGGGAUAGUAGGUCUGGGCUGGGAGCUCCAGGCAAGAACAGUAAGAACUUGUGUUUGUAAUGCGUGUGAAUGGAAAUUUUUUAGAAGAAUAUCAGGACCAGGCUUCCAUCCAAGUCUGUAUCCCUACUGGCCAUGCCUUCCUACCCACCCAGUCUUUAUGCAACUCUCUCCCUCGGCACACGUCUUUGUGGUCGGUGUGUUCAAGUGGGUGACUUCUUUCUGCUGAGUUAUUCUAAUGAACCUUAGGGACCAGAUUUCUAAAACGAUGCCGGUUAGUAUAAAGAUAUAUGAAUGUUGUUUGAGGAGACGGGGGAAAUAGUAUGGAUUUGUUGGGAAUGUUCUGGAGGUACUUCCGUACCUGCCAAGGAGGUAAAAUAACAGGCCGAGAGGGUUCCCAGAGAGUCCCAGUGGCAGAUGGCCUCUCAGACUAGAUACACUUGUGUACCUGUGUGUGUCUGGCUCCUGUGAAUGGCCUCUUGUGCUAUGUUUAAAGUCUUUGUUCAGGACCAGUUUUUAGUGCUCCAUGGCCAUAGGCGUGGAGCAGGUCUUUCGUCUUCACUAUGGAGUUUAGUCCUUGGUGGCUUCAUUUGGUAUCCGAAUCAGCUUCAUUUGGUACCUGAAUCACCUGUCCAUCUGUGACAGUCUGCCUUGUGUCCUCCCUCCCAUGCCUACCAAGUUCAGCUUGCUACCAACUUGCUCUGUGAGAGAAUUCUGACACAGGAAAGCUUGUGGCCUGUGGGAAAAGGUCCGCCUCAAGAGGUCUAAGUUAGCCAUGGGUUCGUUUUUCUAGAUGAACAGGGAAUUGGAGUCCUAAAUCUAGGCCUAUACCAAGCCAUUCCAAAGGUUAGCACUGUCAGGCAUGUAUGACCCUAGAAAAGAUUCCUAGGGACAUCAGAGCUGCUCUUGCAAAAAUACAUGAAGUGUUUAAAGCAUUUUUUCCCUUCUUAUCUAAUUGUUUUUCCUUUCCCAAAUCUUACACUUGGUUUCUUGCUUGUUUAUUGUUUGUGUAUGGUUUGGCUGUCCUGGAAGUCACUAUGUAGACCAGGCUAAUCUUGAAGUCUCAGAUCCACGUGACUCUGUUUCCCCUGAGUGCUAGGAUCAAAGGUGUGCACCACGAAGCUGCUAACAAUGAUGGAUGUCUGAUGUUGCGAGCUGAGCCUCCAGUAGUCUGUGCGGUACUGGGGUUUCUAGCACUCCUUACAGCAUUGUGGCUCCUUCCUUACAAUUCCCGUACAGAGACCACAAAGGAAUUGUUAGGCGUCUGGAACCCCAGAGAAGUUUCCGUUCCCUUAAUUUUCAGAGCUGUUCCCUGAUGGGCCUUGGCCAACAGGUUGGAAGGAGGUUGGCUACCCUGAAGAGUCUCAUCUCCUCCCCCCAACAUACACACACACACACACACACACACACACACACACACACACACGAGAGAGAGAGAGAGAGAGAGAGAGAGAGACAGAGAGAGAGAGAGAGAGACAGAGAGAGACAGAGAGAGAGGGGGAGGGAGGGAGGGAGAGGAUGCUGUUUGUUUGCUUUUUUGAGACAGGGUUUGAGAUGGCCCAGGCUGCUCUCAAACUUGCUAUGUAGCCCAGGGUUAUCUCCCACUUCUGAUCCUCUGCCUUCACUGCCCCGUAGUGCUGGGAUCUUAGCAGAGCACCAGCAAGCUUGUCUUGAACAGUGCUGAGGACUGAGCCCCGGGCUCUGUGCACGUUGGGCAGGUUCUCUAUUAAGCUUAUAUCCCAGUUCCUUUUCUUAAUAGUUUUUACAAAGUAUUUCUCAUUGAACAGAGAAUUGCAUUUUUAAUAAGACUUUAUUUUUUAGGUAAGACAUCUGCCUGUCUGGUAAACCACAUGAAAUUGCCAUGUAGAAGUGGAGCUUCCGUUUUGAAGCUGGUUAUAUGGUGGGUUUUUGUUGAAAUGUGCCUUAAAAGCCCAUCAGUUCACGGGCGUGUGAUCGAUCCUGCAGCUUAGGGCCCAUGUUCCUAAUCACAGCCGCACUCUCGUUACUCAUGCUGAUACGGAUCGAUUCCUGCCUCCGGCCUCGUGUGACAAUGACUUCUAAAGAUGCAGGAGUUACAGCUGAGCGGUGAGGUUUUCCAGUCUGGGACUGGGAUUACUACAGAUCUUCACAUUCGUUUCAUAUUUUCUCUUAGAUUUGGGAGUUAGUCUAAGGCGCUAUGUAGAUCUGUGUUGAUGCUCAAGUGCAACGAUACCCAGAAAGGGCAAACUCCUGGCUACGGCGGCCGCACUAGGACAGUUUUGUUUGGUUUUAGGAGUUGCGAACGGGAAGAUUUGUAGAGCAGGACAGGCUUACAGGCUUUUGAUUUUUGAGUCAAGUACUUCUGGGUUAUGGUCGGACUGACUCGCCGUCUUAGCUAACUUUUAGUCAUGGAGAUCAGUGUGAGUGACCAGGAUAGAGUGUUUUCAAAGGAGUAGAAAUAAAAGCUGAUUAACAUUUACCAAGUGUUAUUUUGUGAACAUUAUAUAUUUUGGAUCCUUAAAUAAGAAACGACUAAAAAUCACAGCAAUACUAUUAACGUGGGUUAUAUGCCAACUGUCUGAAAUGGAAUUCAUAAAAACAAUGGCGCUGUUGUGCGAUUAAAGUUCAGUAUGCACUCAAA
Alexandromys fortis (reed vole) is the source of this 4580-nucleotide messenger RNA. It is a transcript of the gene Rragd, whose product is annotated as Ras related GTP binding D. The record is from RefSeq and is a predicted model, not a curated record. Bases 296 to 1495 code for a protein of 399 amino acids. Gene Ontology annotation, molecular function: GTPase activity; GTP binding. Gene Ontology annotation, biological process: cellular response to starvation; negative regulation of autophagy. Gene Ontology annotation, cellular component: nucleus; Gtr1-Gtr2 GTPase complex; lysosome. The transcript has 7 exons. NCBI's taxonomy places the organism in Eukaryota, Metazoa, Chordata, Mammalia, Rodentia, Cricetidae.